GUGUCGUAUUCAAUAGGCGCCGAGUAGGCAGCGACAGUUUUUACCCCGCGAGUCCGUUUGAUGAAGAUGAACAGCCGUCUGCAGGAGAUCAGAGAGCGGCAGAAAUUGCGCCGGCAGCUCCUGGCUCAGCAGCUGGGGGCUGAAAGUGCUGAUAGCAUUGGUGCAGUAUUGAAUAGCAAGGAUGAGCAGAGGGAAAUUGCUGAAACAAGGGAAACAUGCAGGGCUGCUUAUGAUACAUCUGCACCAAAUACCAAACGCAAAUUUCCAGAAGAGGGAGAAGCUGAUGAAGAAGAAAUAGAAGAAUAUAAGGAUGAAGUAGAGCUGCAACAAGAUGAAGAGAACCUGCCCUAUGAAGAAGAAAUUUACAAAGACUCCAGUACCUUCCUUAAGGGGACCCAGAGCUUAAAUCCUCAUAAUGAUUAUUGCCAGCACUUUGUGGAUACUGGACACAGACCUCAGAACUUUAUCAGAGAUGUGGGUUUAGCAGACAGGUUUGAAGAAUAUCCAAAGCUUCGAGAGCUCAUCAGGCUGAAGGAUGAGCUAAUAUCUAAAUCUAACACUCCCCCUAUGUAUUUACAAGCUGAUUUGGAGGCUUUUGAUAUGCGUGAACUCAAAUCCAAGUUUGAUGUAAUUCUUUUGGAACCACCAUUAGAAGAAUACUAUAGAGAGACUGGCAUUACAGCUAAUGAGAAAUGCUGGACUUGGGAUGAUAUUAUGAAGCUAGAUAUUGAGGAAAUUGCUGCUCUGCGAUCAUUUGUCUUUCUUUGGUGUGGUUCUGGGGAGGGCUUGGAUCUUGGCAGAGUGUGUUUGCGUAAAUGGGGUUACAGAAGAUGUGAAGAUAUAUGUUGGAUUAAAACCAAUAAAAACAAUCCUGGAAAGACCAAGACUCUGGACCCUAAGGCUGUCUUUCAAAGAACAAAGGAACACUGCCUUAUGGGCAUUAAAGGAACAGUCCGCCGUAGUAAAGAUGGGGACUUUAUCCAUGCUAAUGUUGACAUAGACUUAAUUAUCACGGAAGAGCCUGAAAUUGGCAACAUAGAGAAACCUGUGGAAAUAUUUCACAUCAUUGAACAUUUUUGUCUUGGAAGAAAACGGCUUCACCUCUUUGGACGGGACAGUACAAUCCGACCAGGCUGGCUAACUGUGGGACCCACACUCACAAACAGUAACUUCAAUGCAGAAACAUAUACGUCCUACUUUGCAGUUCCAAAUUCUCCCCUAACUGGUUGUACAGAAGAGAUCGAGAGACUCAGACCUAAAUCGCCACCGCCAAAAGACCGAGGAGGUGGCGCACCAAGGGGUGGAGGAAGAGGCGGGACUUCAGCUGGCCGAGGAGAAAGGGGCAGAGAAAGAAAUCGAACUAAUUUCCGUGGGGAGAGGGGUGGGUUCCGGGGAGGACGGGGAGGUACCCACCGGGGAGGCUUUCCUCCUCGUUGAACACAUCCCUGCCUUAAUAUCACUGCUUUUCCUUUGUUUAAAGUCUGUCUUCUGCUCCGGUUAUACUUAUUAGCAGCUCAGUCCAGAGCUUUAGUACCAGUUGUAUUUUGUUUUCUACAUGCUGCUUGAGCCAGUCCACAUAUGGCACAUCAGCUUCCUUGAUGAGCAGCAUAACACACUUAUGACACAUCUCAUUCACAAAGACUAAAAUCAAAGCAGAAUCACCUCAUGAUGGUUUCAGUUGUGGUUUCAGGAGGUUUCAUCUGCUCCAUAUGUUCCUGUUUUCAAAACUGAUCUUCGGUCAUAGACAGUGAACAAAAUUCCCCUCUCGCCCUCUAGACACUAUUUCAUCUCAGGCUAAUAAAAUGCAACUCUGGUUUCCAUUGCAAUAAUAGAAAUUAGGUGUUGAUGAUAACAGAAGCUAUUAUCAUAUUUGGCGUUUAAUUCAUUUCACAACUUGUGUCAUAUUUCUUUUUAAAGGUGGCUGACCUUCAGACUAAUGAUGCAUAGAAAGCACAGAAAAGCUAUUAUCAGUAUUCUCUUGAUACCUCAUGUCUGUAUAACAGUACAUAUAGUGGGUUGCAAUUGCAUGUUCCUCUUCAUAUUCCCUCUUGUGUGUGAUCAGGGAAUAAUGCAAAUAGUGGUACUGAUGGGUGCCAUUUUUUAAAAAAGUUAAAAUCUUAUUACCUAUGAUGAUUUAGCAUAUUGGAUAAAAAACUGAAGUUUAGACUUCUACUUGGAGAAGGCUCAAUACCCUUAAGAGUAUGGACUAUCCAAACUGAAACACCAUUGAUUUAUUGAGAGAAAUUCAGGAAUGCUGAAUUUCCUGUUGAAACCAUUGGAACUUAAGAAAAGGUGCCUGGCUGGAUUGUGCUGUAAGUAUGGAGAAUACCCAAAUGAUGAUAGGAAAUUAAUUCUAGAAUACUGCCUGUAAAGACAAACACAUUCUUUUAUUGCACCCAGAUGCUGUGUUCCAUUUAAGUAACAGAAGGAAAAUGGCAAACUAGGCAGUAUUCAGCUAACCUCUUGGACUAGCAGAACGAUUUCAACUAGUGCGAGGGGAUUUUCCCCCUCUCUCCCCCCCCCCACAUAUCUCCUGAAUCUGUUCUGGGGUUUCCCCAAGCUUCCAGAGCAGAUUUGGAGACAGCUCAGGGUAUAUGCGGAGGGACGGGUGGAAAUCCCUUUGUGCUAAUUGAAGUCAUUUCACUAGGCAAGAGGUUAGUUGAAAAGCCUCCAAGAUAAUUUGACUUUUUUUUUUUUU
Molecule: messenger RNA, 2698 nt
Organism: Rhineura floridana
Lineage: Eukaryota; Metazoa; Chordata; Lepidosauria; Squamata; Rhineuridae
Gene: METTL14
Product: methyltransferase 14, N6-adenosine-methyltransferase subunit
Exons: 11
Coding region: 61-1437 (458 amino acids)
Cellular component (GO): RNA N6-methyladenosine methyltransferase complex; nucleus
Molecular function (GO): mRNA binding
Source: RefSeq, a predicted model, not a curated record